Molecule: messenger RNA, 1727 nt
Organism: Octopus sinensis (East Asian common octopus)
Lineage: Eukaryota; Metazoa; Mollusca; Cephalopoda; Octopoda; Octopodidae
Product: mitochondrial carnitine/acylcarnitine carrier protein
Exons: 9
Coding region: 494-1393 (299 amino acids)
Biological process (GO): mitochondrial transport; carnitine transmembrane transport
Cellular component (GO): mitochondrial envelope
Molecular function (GO): O-acyl-L-carnitine transmembrane transporter activity
Source: RefSeq, a predicted model, not a curated record
CCGUUAAAAACUAUUCGUUGUUCCGCGAUCAUUUCUUUUAAAGAAUCAUCUCUUCUCAGUUAUAAGUAAAUAUCUUCGAACUGACAUCGCCGUGUUGUUCUCUGAAUAAUUACAUAUCGUUGAAUAAACACCAACUCUGAUCUCAAUAAUAUAAGUAAUCGCGGAACCCCGCCGUUGUUCUGAAUAUAACAAUUAAUCAUCGCCAAUUAAUGACUUGACUGAUAACGUCACCCCGCGAUAUAAAGGGCAUUCACACUCCUCUUAGCAUUUACUCUGUCCUGUCAGGACUUUAGACCGAGGCGACCUAAAUAUUUUCUAUGUCAUUUAACACGUGUUGUUUGGUGACAGAUACCCUUCGUGUCGUCGGUCUAGAAUUCGACCUCGCAUUCUAUAGAGGCUCUUGAAGUCGAUUCAGUUGCAGCAGUUUAUAGGAUAGGUUCUUGGUUUUAUAAUUAAUCGACGACGAUUUUCAGUUCCCAAAUAGGAAACAGAAAUGGCAAAGAAAGUAAGUCCUGCGAAAGAUUUCAUUGCUGGAGGUUUUGGUGGAAUGUGUAUCGUUCUUACUGGUCAUCCGUUAGAUACCAUCAAGGUUCGGCUCCAGACAAUGCCCAAACCUCUUCCAGGGGAAACUCCAGUCUAUAAAGGAACAUGGGAUUGUGCCACGAAGAUAGUAACAAAAGAGGGAUUCUUUGGCUUAUAUAAAGGAAUGGCAGCGCCUCUUACUGGAAUUGCCCCUAUAUUUGCCAUUUGUUUCUUUGGUUUUAGUGUUGGGAAGAAAUUGCAACAAAAGUCUCCAACAGAUACAUUAAGCUAUUUUCAAAUAUUCAAUGCUGGUUUGCUUUCUGGUGUGAUGACAACUGUGAUAAUGACGCCAGGUGAAAGAAUAAAGUGCCUUCUGCAGAUUCAAGCCGAUUCCAAAGGUCCUCGGAAAUAUAAGGGUCCCAUUGACUGUGCCCAAAAACUUUACAAAGAAGGUGGCAUACGCAGUUUGUACAGAGGCACUGGUGCCACUCUUCUACGAGAUAUGCCAGCUUCUGGAACUUACUUUAUGACUUAUGAAUGGAUGCAACAUAUGUUGACACCAACAGGAGGAGACCGCAGGGAACUAAGUCCCCUUAGGACCUUAUUUGCUGGUGGCAUGGCUGGCGUUUUCAACUGGAUGGUUGCCAUUCCUCCUGAUGUUUUGAAAUCAAGAUAUCAAACAGCCCCGCAAGGUACAUAUCCAAACGGUAUCAGAGAUGUUUUCCGUCAACUGAUGAAAGAAGAAGGAAUCUUUGCCAUGUAUCGAGGUGUAACACCUGUUAUGAUAAGAGCCUUCCCUGCUAACGGUGCUUGCUUCUUGGGAUAUGAAGUUGCAAUGAAAUUUCUUAACUGGUUGGCACCAAAUCUCUAAAUAGUGAUCGACGACAGUUUAUUGGUGACAGUCCCAAUUAACAGCAAUAACAAUUCAAUAAAGAAAGCCAAAAGUUAAUUCAAGUCUGCAACCUUUGCCAGAAAAUGGAGACAAUCCUGCCAUCAAUGUUUAUCCAGCUCCAUUGAUUUUUUUUAUUUUUUUUUAUCUCAAAGUUAUUACAUUAAUAACCGAUGUUGGCAUCAUUUAUUUUUUCUUUUUUACAACUCCAACAUAUUUUGGAAUUUUAAACAAUUUUCCCUUUAUUUUCCUUCCGAUUUUUUGCAGUUCUGAAGAUUUAUUUUUGACAUUUUACACUCGAUGAAAAAUAAAAAAA